Messenger RNA from Cicer arietinum (chickpea), 1174 nucleotides. RefSeq lists its product as uncharacterized. Lineage: Eukaryota; Viridiplantae; Streptophyta; Magnoliopsida; Fabales; Fabaceae. Gene Ontology annotation, molecular function: hydrolase activity. The record is from RefSeq and is a predicted model, not a curated record.
GUUUUUAAAAUUGCAUAGUUGCGAAAGUGAGGAAUGCUGAGGGUUGUGACAUCUUCUGCGUCCAAAUUCUUCACCGCAAAACAGCCUCUUGUUCGGAACAUUUCACCCUUUGCUUCUCGCUUCUCAAUCCGUUCAAUGGCUGACUCUGCUCCUUUCACCAAAAUCCAGAUUCAAAGGGAUGACAACACUACAUUCGAUGCGUAUGUAAUUGGCAAACAAGAUGCUCCGGGAAUUGUUGUGCUCCAAGAGUGGUGGGGUGUGGAUUUUGAAAUUAAAAAUCACGCGGCUAUGAUUUCUCAACUCGGUCGUGGAUUUAAAGCUCUUAUCCCAGAUCUAUACAGAGGAAAAGUUGGUCUUGAUGUUGCAGAAGCGCAACAUUUGUUUGAUGGUCUUGAUUGGCAAGGUGCUGUGAAGGAUAUCCAUGCUUCAGUUGAUUGGCUUAAAGCAAAUGGUUCAAAGAAGGCUGGUGUAACUGGAUUUUGUAUGGGGGGUGCUCUAGCAAUUGCAAGCUCUGUCUUGGUUCCGCAUGUUGAUGCUGCUGUGGCUUUCUAUGGAGUUCCUUCUUCUGAACUUGCAGACCCUGCUCAAGCCAAGGUUCCUGUUCAAGCUCACUUUGGAGAGCUGGAUAAUUUUGUUGGCUUUUCAGAUGUUACGGCUGCCAAGGCUUUGGAGGAGAAGUUGAAGGCAUCUGGAGUUCCACAUGAAGUACACAUAUACCCUGGAAACAGUCAUGCAUUCAUGAACAGGUCUCCAGAAGGAAUCAAUAGGAGGAAGAACAUGGGUUUGCCUGAUGAAGAUGAAACUUCAGUUCAGCUCGCAUGGUCUCGCUUCCAAUCGUGGAUGACACAGUACUUGUCCAGCUAGGUAAUUUAUUACGAGCUAAGUUUAUCAGAGAUAUUACAUAAUGCUAUGUUCUAUCUUUUAGGUAGUAAAGUAGUAUGACUGUAAUGGUUUCAUCUGUGAUGGCUAUGUACUAAUAAAUACAUCUCAAUGGAAUGUGAGCAAUGAUUAAAUAAAUAUUGCGUUGAGACUAAUGUGAACCGGCAAUAUAAGUGCUUUAGCUUGUGUUUGGUUGAGUGGUGGGCAACCACCACUGUGAAUUUAGAGCUCUCUAUGCAUGACUUUUAGAAGCUCCAAUGUGUAACUUCUGGUCCAUCAUGAUUUUCCACUGUGA